UAUCAUCAUCAGCACCGCAUCGCCGGGCAAGCAGCCUCGAGACCCACCGAUCGACCCUCAGUGGUCCCUCAUCACAGAGACGAUAAUAACGGAGAAGAGGUAGACUAGCGAGGCCAUGCCGGGGCCCCGGUAAACCGACAAAACAUAUUUUUCUCUUUGUUCCCCUCUACGCACCGCUAGCUGCCUCAACGCACCGCUAGGAGGAUCCGCGGAAUAGCUCUCUUUCUCUGCUGGAGGAGAGGAGACGGCAACUGAGGGAGAACGGAGAGAUUUUUCUACCGUAUAACCUAAUGGCAGAGCGUGAGGCGUCGCCGUUACCACUGGACGUUCGCGCCCGGCUGGCGGAGUUGGAGCUCGAGCUGUCAGAGGGUGACAUCACACAGAAGGGUUAUGAGAAGAAGCGGUCUAAGCUGAUCAGGGCGUACGUUCCUCAUCCUGGAGGUAUGGAGGGUAUGUCCCACCGCCCCUCCUUCGCCCCCCCGUCUGCCGCUCGCUUCCACAGACGGCGUUCUUCUGGAACACGCGAUGAACGCUAUCGUUCAGAUGUCCACAGUGAGGCAGUGCAGGCAGUGUUAGCCAGACAUGUGGAGAGCAAGGUGGCAGUGCCCAUGCCCUCCAAACGACGAUCACUGGUGGUACAGACAUCCAUGGACGCCUACACACCCCCAGACUCGUCGUCGGGCUCGGAGGAAGAGGCGGGGCCAGGCGAUGACAUGCCAGGGAUGGAACACUGGAUGACUCGCCCCGCCCACUUAGGUCCAGCCCACCUAGGCUCCACCUCCUCGUCCUCCUCGUCCACUCAGAGCGGUGGCAGCGGCAACGCAGGACGACUGGCCGACUCGCUCGCACACACACACCUCUCACACCCACACCUGGCACACCCUCACCUCACACACACACACACACACCUGACCCAGUCACACCACGUGUCAGCUCACCACUCACAAACACACCACGCUAUCGGACACCUGUCUCUGAAGCGUAAGCCAGCUCUGGGCGUGGCAGAGAACGGAGGCUCUCUCAGAAGAUCCUGUGAGUUCGGUUCUGAUAUGCUGUGGCCUCCACCACUGGAGUCUGACGAGCGCCACAUAGGAACCAUCGCACGAAACACACAGAAAUACGGCAACGCUGAACGCAUGGAGACUGGAGACGGUGUCCCGGUCAGCAGUCGUGUGUCUGCUAAGAUCCAGCAGCUAGUGAACACUCUGAAAAUGCCUCGUAGACCUCCACUCAGAGAGUUCUUCGUUGAUGACUUUGAAGAACUUCUAGAAGUCCAGCAGCCAGACCCCAAGCAGCGCCGUCCGGAGGGGGCAGAAAUGUUGGCAGUGAGAGGAGAGGAUCUGGGGGUGGUGACUAACUGGCCCCCUUCCCUGGAGGCAGCUCUCCAACGCUGGGGCACCAUUAGCCCUAAAGCCCCCUGUCUCACCAGCCUGGACACCACUGGCAAACCUCUAUAUGUACUCACAUACGGGAAGUUAUGGUCUCGAAGUGUCAAGCUGGCCUUUAACAUCCUACACAAGCUGGGCAGCAAGCAGGAGCCCAUGGUGCGACCGGGGGACAGGGUGGCGCUAGUGUUUCCUAAUAAUGACCCGGUGGCCUUCAUGGUGGCCUUCUAUGGCUGCCUGCUGGCUGAGGUGGUCCCUGUACCCAUAGAGGUGCCCCUCACACGCAAGGAUGCUGGCAGCCAGCAGAUCGGCUUCCUAUUGGGUAGCUGUGGGGUUACCGUGGCGCUGACCAGUGAUGCCUGCCAUAAAGGCCUGCCCAAGAGUGCUACAGGAGAGAUACCACAGUUCAGGGGAUGGCCUAAGCUGCUGUGGUUUGUGACUGAGUCGAAGCAUCUCUCCAAGCCUCCCAGAGACUGGUUCCCUCACAUCAAAGAUGCAAACAGCGACACAGCAUAUAUAGAGUACAAGACCUGUAAGGAUGGAAGUGUUCUGGGAGUCACGGUGAUGAGGAUCGCUCUGCUGACUCACUGCCAAGCCCUCACACAGUCCUGUGGCUACACAGAAGCGGAGACCAUAGUGAAUGUUCUAGACUUUAAGAAGGACGUGGGACUGUGGCACGGCAUCCUCACGAGCGUGAUGAAUAUGAUGCAUGUGAUCAGCGUUCCCUACUCUCUGAUGAAGGUCAACCCGUUGUCCUGGAUACAAAAGGUCUAUCACUUUAAAGCCAAAGUAGCGUGUGUAAAGUCCAGGGACAUGCACUGGGCUCUGGUGGCCCACAGAGAGCAGAAGGACAUCAGCCUGAGUUCCCUCCGGAUGCUGCUGGUUGCCGACGGAUCUAACCCUUGGUCUAUCUCGUCCUGUGACGCGUUCCUCAACGUGUUCCAGAGUAAAGGCUUAAGGUCAGAGGUCAUCUGUCCCUGUGCCAGCUCCCCCGAGGCACUGACUGUUGCCAUCAGAAGGCCAGUGGAGGACAGUAGCCAGCCACCAGGCCGAGGGGUUCUCUCCAUGCAGGGUCUGAGUUACAGUGUGGUCCGCGUCGACACGGAGGAACGCCUGUCAGUCCUCACUGUGCAGGAUGUGGGCACUGUCAUGCCUGGAGCCCUGGUGUGUGUGGUGAAGCCAGACGGUGUGCCUCUCCUGUGUAAGACAGAUGAGAUCGGGGAGCUGUGUGUGUGUUCCGUUGCCACGGGAACAUCGUACUACGGACUGACAGGCAUGACCAAGAACACCUUUGAGGUGUUUCCAGUAGCAUCCGGUGGAGGUCUGGUCAGUGAGUAUGCGUUUGUCCGUACGGGGCUGCUGGGCUUUGUGGGUCCAGGUGGUCUGGUGUUUAUCUCCGGCAAGAUGGACGGCCUCAUUGUGGUCAGCGGACGCAGACAUAAUGCUGAUGACAUCAUAGCCACCGCACUGGCCGUGGAGCCAAUGAAAUUCAUCUACAGAGGGAGGAUAGCAGUGUUCAGUGUGACCGUGCUGCAUGAUGAGCGUAUCGUGGUGGUAGCAGAGCAGAGACCAGACUCUACUGAGGAGGACAGCUUCCAGUGGAUGAGCCGCGUUCUUCAGGCGAUAGACAGUAUCCAUGGUGUGGGUGUGUUCUGCCUGGGGUUAGUUCCAGCCAACACCCUCCCUAAAACCCCCCUUGGGGGUCUACACCUGUCUGAGACCAAACAGCUGUACCUGGAGGGGGGGCUGCACCCCUGUAACGUCCUCAUGUGUCCUCACACCUGUGUUACCAACCUGCCCAAACCACGACAGAAACAACCAGAGAUUGGCCCUGCCUCUGUGAUGGUGGGGAACCUGGUGUCUGGGAAGAGGAUCGCUAUGGCCAGUGGCAGAGACCUGGGACAAACUGAUGACAAUGACCAGUUCCUGUUCCUGUCAGAGGUUCUGCAGUGGAGAUCUCAGACUACGCCUGAACACAUCCUCUACACACUGCUUAGCUCCCGGGGAGCGGUGUCUAGUUCUCUGACGUGUCUUCAGCUCCAUAAGAGGGCAGAGAGAGUUGCUGCUCUGCUGCUGGAGAGAGGAGGACUACAGGAGGGAGACCACAUAGCACUGGUCUACCCACCAGGUAUAGACCUAAUUGCAGCGUUCUACGGUUGUCUGUAUGCUGGCUGUGUUCCUAUCACGGUCCGACCGCCCCACCCACAGAACAUCUCAACCACACUGCCCACGGUCAAGAUGAUCGUAGAGGUCAGUCGUUCAGCCUGUGUGAUGACCACAGCGGUCAUCUGUAAGCUGUUGCGGUCCAAGGAGGCGGUCGCUACAGUUGACAUCAGGAACUGGCCUCCCGUCCUGGACACAGAUGACCUGCCAAAGAAGAAGUCUCCAGCGCUGUAUAAGCCCUGUAACCCUGAUGCCCUGGCCUACCUGGACUUCAGUGUGUCCACUACUGGCAUGCUGGCUGGAGUACAGAUAUCCCAUAAUGCAGUGGGAGCGUUCUGUCGGUCAGUGAAGCUGCAGUGUGAACUGUAUCCCUCCAGAGAGGUAGCAAUCUGUCUCGACCCCUACUGUGGCCUGGGCUUCGUCCUCUGGUGUCUCUGCAGUGUGUACAGUGGCCAUCAGUCGAUCCUGAUCCCUCCAGUAGAGUUGGAGUCUAACCCAGCCCUGUGGCUGCUUGCUGUCAGCCAGCUCCGAGUCAGAGACACCUUCUGUUCCUACAGCGUCAUGGAGCUCUGCACCAAAGGACUGGGCCUGCAGACAGAGGCACUGAAGGCGCGAGGCCUGGACCUGUCCCGUGUGAGGGCGUGUGUUGUGGUAGCAGAGGAGAGACCCAGGAUGUCUCUAACACACUCCUUCUCCAAGCUGUUUAAAGACCUGGGCCCACCCCGAUCUGUCAGCACAGCAUUUGGCUGUAGGGUCAACCUGGCUAUCUGUCUGCAGGGCACCUCCGGACCAGACCCUACUACAGUUUACGUGGACAUGAGAGCUCUGCGACAUGAUAGGGUUCGGUUGGUAGAGAGAGGUUCUCCUCACAGUCUCCCUCUCAUGGAGUCAGGAAAGAUCCUACCUGGUGUCCGCAUCAUCAUCGCCAACCCAGAGACCAAGGGACCCCUGGGAGACUCCCACCUAGGAGAGAUCUGGGUGCACAGUGCCCAUAAUGGCAGUGGAUAUUACAGUGGUUAUGGAGAGGAGGUCCUUCAGUCUGAUCACUUCAUCUCCAGACUCAGCUUCGGAGACACGUCCACCGUCUGGGCUCGCACCGGAUACCUGGGCUUCUUACGACGUACUGAACUCACUGAUGCCAGCGGAGAGAGACAUGAUGCGCUGUAUGUGGUGGGCGCGUUGGAGGAGGCCAUGGAGCUGAGGGGGAUGAGGUAUCAUCCUAUAGACAUCGAGACCUCUGUUAUCAGGACGCACCAGAGCAUCAUGGAAUGUGCUGUGUUUCCCUGGACUAACCUGCUGGUAGUUGUGGUGGAACUAGAAGGCUCGGAGCAGGAAGCCCUGGACCUGGUUCCCAUGGUGACCAAGGCGGUGCUGGAAGAGCAUUACCUCAUCGUUGGUGUCGUCGUGGUAACGGACAUCGGGGUGAUCCCCAUCAACUCUCGCGGGGAGAAGCAACGCAUGCAUCUCCGAGACGGCUUCCUACAGGACCAGCUAGACCCCAUCUACGUGGCUUAUAACAUGUAACCCAGCCGCCCCAUCCGGGGGGGGGGUGGGGGGGUGGAUGGAUGUAAGAGAGGGGGAUGUGUGUGUUAGCAUGUGUGUGUAUGCGUACGUGCGUGUAUAUUGCUGGUGUUGUUCAUUGCAAAUCAAGACGUACUGUAUUUUUGAAUCUGCACAUGGUCAUACGGUGUCGUGCCAGUUGUCUGUUCCUUUAGUUGUGCUGUGGUGGAGGUAUGGCUGUUUCCACAGCCCCAGUUAAACCUGACACCUAGACAGGAAGUCACUGUUCAAAGCCUUAGAGGAACACUGUGUACUGACUACACCACUGGUUGUUACCCGUUAGGAGAGAGAGAAAAUAUCUCUGAACAUAUCUGUUUUCUUAAUGAAAUAGACAUGAAAAAUUAAGUUAUUCAAGUAUAUUGUCAGAAAAAGACAGGGGGUUCAGAUUAGUGUAUAAAUAUAAAUAUUGUACAUAAACAAAAUGAUCUAUACGGCGAGAACUGAAACACACUGAGGACCUGUUAUACAGCUUUCUCCACCUGCGGUGUGUGCGUGUGUGUGUGCGUGUGUUUGUGCGUGCGUGUGCGUGUGUGAAUGAAUGUGACACAGUUCACUCCUCUUAUAAGAAUCACAUACAUCCUUAACGAUUUGUUUCCUAAAGACAAUUAACUCCUAAAUGCCAAGUUAACCUGGUAGAAAUACACAAUUGUUUCUAUCCAACAAUGUUUGACCGUUGUAAGCAUUUUAUUAUGGUAAUAUGUGAUUCUACUAAGAGAGCCCAGUAAGUAGCAGAGGGAAAUAGGAGUUGUUAAGCCCAGCUCUGGACCAGAAACACAAGAGACAUUCUAAAUGGUAGCCUAUUCCCUUGAAGUGCACUGUUGGGACUAUGGUCAUAAAUUGGACACUAUAUACAAAAUUAGCCCCCGUUUGGGACGCAUCCACAGUGAAGUGUGGAAACAAAAGAGUUUAGAAGAAAUGUAUUUAUCCAUCAUAAAAUGAUCACUUUAUGGCAUCGUCUAUGUUAUCAACUUUUCUGUGAAAAACGUAAUUUCAUGUUAAUGUUUAUUGCUAUGAGUAUUGUCCUAGAGGCAGAACUGAGUGGUUUUUGCUAGAUGGGCCAGCUGUGAAGUCAAAAUUGGCUAUAAUGUAAAAAUUCAUGAAAUCAAAAAUGUGCUUUUUUUGGGCUUAAUUUAAGGCGAAGGUUAGGCAUUAGGGUUAGCAGUGUGGUUAAGAUUAGAGUUAAGGUUUAACAUCUGAUUUGAUUCCAGCUAGUGACCACUCUGCAGAGCUGCCUCUAGGGCAAGACUCAUGAUAAUAAAUGCCAACCUGCUAAUUUUAAUCAAAUCAAAUGACAUUUGAUUUGUUACAUG
Oncorhynchus tshawytscha (Chinook salmon) is the source of this 6418-nucleotide messenger RNA. Its product is annotated as disco-interacting protein 2 homolog C. NCBI's taxonomy places the organism in Eukaryota, Metazoa, Chordata, Actinopteri, Salmoniformes, Salmonidae. The record is from RefSeq and is a predicted model, not a curated record.